Molecule: messenger RNA, 1248 nt
Organism: Tuber melanosporum (Perigord truffle)
Lineage: Eukaryota; Fungi; Ascomycota; Pezizomycetes; Pezizales; Tuberaceae
Exons: 2
Coding region: 106-1122 (338 amino acids)
Source: RefSeq, a predicted model, not a curated record
AGCCGGGAUCGGAUCCACGAUACCUUGUAUAUAACACCUUUUCCCCCCCACUCCCUCCUUCCUUUUGUUCCUUCGUCAUCAUCAUCCCCUUCCACACCCAUCACGAUGCCCAUCCAACUAAAAGAAUCCGACCUCCCCUCCCUCCCCUCCAAAACCGCGCUGGUAACGGGCGCAACCUCGGGCAUCGGUCUGCAAACCGCCAUCCUCCUCGCGAGCCAUGGCGCGACUGUGCACAUCGCCUCGCGUAACCCUGCAAAGGGUGAGGAGACGGUGACGGGGCUGCGCGCGCAAUACCCAUCGCAUACCUACCACCACCACCCCCUCGACCUCUCCAGCGCCGCCAGUGCCGCCGCGUCGGCCGCCCACUUCGCGCGCGAGAACGCACGCCUGGACAUCCUCGUGGCGAACGCCGGCGUCGCCUUCGUCCCCGUGGACGAGCUGUCGGCGGACGGGCUGGACAUGGCCUUCGCCGUGAACCACGUCGGGCACUUCGUCUUCGUGCGCGGAUUGCUGCCCCUGCUGCGGAGGACGGCGGAGGGGAGCGGGGACGUGCGCGUCGUCGUGACGAGCUCCGCCGCCUACAGCUUUGUCGACAAGGUGGACCUGUCCGACGUCGCGUGCAGGGUCCCCGGCGACGGCGGGAGUGUUCGCCACUUGCCCGCUGCCGGGAGGAGGUAUGGGAGGAGUAAGCGGGCCAACAUACUCUUCGCCAUGGAGUUGGAUAGGCGCUUGCGCGCUCCGGAUGGGGCGGGGGCGGGGGUUAGGGUUAAUGUGUGCCAUCCCGGGACCAUUGGUGGGACGGCGUUGGGGGAUAAUGGAGCGUUCGGCGUACCGGCCUGGGGAUCAAGGCUUCUACAUGGACUCAUCAGCACCGUCAGUCUUACCCCGCGCGAGGGCGCGAUGACGCAGACGCUGCUGGCAGCCGCGGAUAGGGUUCGUGAGGAGGACGUGCACGGGUGCUUCUUUGCCCCUAGGACUGGGUGGAACAUGCGCUAUACCCACUCUGAAGAGGUCGACUUGGGCGAGUGGGCGCGGAACGAGGAGGAUGCGAAGGUUUUAUGGGAGUGGACUGAGGAGUGGGUCGAUAAGGUUCUUGGAAAGGGGAAUUGGGGGGGCGAGUGAUGGGUUGUGCCUUCACAGGGUGGAGGGAAUACCUUUUCUUUUCUUUUUUUUCUCCUAUAGGAUACCGGUACGGUGGUUUAACGUUUGCUUUUUGCUUUUGCUUUUGGGUUCCCUCGAGUAGUAGCC